This is a messenger RNA of Pelodiscus sinensis (Chinese soft-shelled turtle), 1986 nucleotides long. The record is from RefSeq and is a predicted model, not a curated record. Lineage: Eukaryota; Metazoa; Chordata; Testudines; Trionychidae.
AUGGAGCAAGGAUGCCUGGGUCUCUUCCCCACAGAUGCCUGGACAAGUCGCUGGGUGGAGUCAAAGCACAAGUCAGACUAUGGGAAGUUCAAACUGACGGCGGGGAAGUUCUAUGGGGAUGCUGAGAAGGAUAAAGGCCUCCAGACAAGCCAGGAUGCCCGUUUCUACGCCCUGUCCGCUCGCUUUGACCCCUUCAGCAACAAGGACAAGACCCUGGUGGUGCAGUUCACUGUGAAACAUGAGCAGAACAUUGACUGUGGUGGUGGCUAUGUCAAGAUCUUUCCCUCAAGCCUGAGCCAGGAGGACAUGCAUGGGGACUCGGAGUACAACAUCAUGUUUGGCCCUGACAUCUGUGGUCCAGGGACCAAAAAAGUGCAUGUGAUCUUCAACUACAAAGGGAAGAACGUUCUGAUCAACAAAGACAUCCGCUGCAAAGACGAUGAGUUCUCCCACCUCUACACCCUCAUUGUGCGGCCUGACAACACCUAUGAGGUGAAAAUCGACAACGGCAAGGUGGAGUCAGGCAGCCUGGAGGAAGACUGGGACUUCCUGCCUCCCAAGAAGAUCAAGGAUCCUGAGGCCAAGAAGCCGGAGGACUGGGAUGAGAGGGCCAAGAUAGAUGACCCUGAGGACACUAAGCCUGAGGAUUGGGAUAAGCCCGAGCACAUUCCCGACCCUGACGCCAAGAAGCCGGAGGACUGGGAUGAGGAGAUGGAUGGGGAGUGGGAGCCUCCAGUGAUCCAGAACCCAGAGUACAAGGGGGAGUGGAAACCCCGCCAGAUCGACAACCCUGAUUACAAGGGAAAAUGGGUGCACCCUGAGAUCGACAAUCCAGACUACACCCCUGACCCCAGCCUGUACUCCUACGACAACUUUGGUGUCAUCGGCUUGGACCUAUGGCAGGUGAAAUCUGGCACCAUCUUCGACAACUUCCUGAUCACAGAUGACGAGAAGUUCGCUGAGGAGUUUGGCAAUGAGACCUGGGGGGCCACCAAGGACGCUGAAAAGAAAAUGAAGGAGCAGCAGGACGAAGAGCAGCGGAAGAAACAAGAGGAGGAAGAUAAGAAGCGGAAAGAGGAGGAAGGGGACGAGGAGCCCGAAGGGGAAGAUAAUGAAGAUGAGGAUGAUGAUGAUGACGACGAACCCGAGCCUGAGAAGGAGGAAGAGGAGGAAACGGAGGGACCAGUGAAGGAUGAGCUGUAGAAGGCGGUUCCCACAGCACCACUCCUCUGCUGAGCCUCACCCUGGACCGUGUGGCUUGCUUGGUUAAACCCAAAUAAGGAGGGGGGAGGGGAUACAGUAAUGUCUCUGUGAGACUUGAACUUUUUUAUUGGUGUUUCUGUUUGUGUUUUUUUUUUUCACAUGCCCCCAAUGCCAUCAACAAUCCAUUCAUGUCAGUACAGCUCUAGGCCCUGCAGGGCAUGAAUGUAUGGUAAAGUUAACAGUAGAAACUUAACCCUUGGUUCAGGCAAGAAUGGCAGCAUGGAAUACUUCUACUGGUGGCGAGCUUCUCUACUGGCUGGCUUCAGGUGCUCUGCAAAGGGGCAUAUAGGAGGCAGAGUAUCUCUCCUUCCCCUUCGCCAGUCCCUUACCUGCCCUGUCCCUCAAAGUUUAGUCUCCCUGAAUGGGUGGGGAGGUUGAUUGUCUUUUCCUCUGUUCUCAAGCACGGGGGUGGGAGUCUGCAAGACUGCAGUAUUAUGUCUCUUUUCAGCAGUCUGUUCUAGGGAACUGUAGCUGUGGGGAGAGCUCUUGCUCAAAGUGAGUGGCUCAAUCCAUUCCCCCUAGCUCACUGCUGCACUUUUUUUAUAACUGCAGCAUCUGUCCUGGCCUCUCUUGCAGCCACAGCUGGUGCCAAAGCCAGUUCAAAUGCAGGUGAUAGUAACUCUAAGCAAUUUCUCCCCUCCCCUUCUUUUGGGAUGCUGAAGCAAACAUCUCCUGUAGUUCUUUAAUCUUGUAUAACAGCCCUGCUACCCUCCACAAUCCCCC